Messenger RNA from Quercus lobata, 3035 nucleotides. RefSeq names its product probable galactinol--sucrose galactosyltransferase 5. The record is from RefSeq and is a predicted model, not a curated record. Gene Ontology annotation, molecular function: galactinol-sucrose galactosyltransferase activity. NCBI's taxonomy places the organism in Eukaryota, Viridiplantae, Streptophyta, Magnoliopsida, Fagales, Fagaceae. The transcript has 4 exons. The coding region runs from base 476 to 2773 and encodes 765 amino acids.
AACACUCAACUGGCUCACUCAUAAAAUUCAGCAGUGAAAUAUGCUUAAUUCAGUUUACGAGAUUGACAGCAUUAAAAAAAAUUAUUUACAUUUAAAUCACACUUUCUUACUACCUUCCUCCGCUUCUCCCAUAAAUUCGACCUUUCCAUAUUGGUUUAGCAAUAGAAUCUGCAAGUUAUAGAUUUCGUAAGUGAAACACACACAAAAUCAAGCAAGAGCUCUUCUUCUUCUUCUUCUUCUUAUUUCUUAUUGAAGAUCACAAAGAUCUCAAAAAAUCUUUUCCAUUUUCAUUCAUUCCUUGUAUGCAUAUAUUCAUUCAACCCUAAGUUUGUUUUCUCUAUAUAUACAAACCCUUUAGUCCCUCCGCCUCUCACCACAAAACCUGUGUAAAAUUCAUAGCCAUUAGCCAUUAACCUCUUCUUUGACAUUGUCUCUCUCUAUUUUAUAACCCUUUCAAUUUCUUCUUUGUUCAUCAAUGGCUCCAAGUUUUAGAAAAGGUCCCUCAGAUGUCACUAACCAAUCUCCAAUCACGUUGGAAGGUUCAAACUUCUUGGCCAAUGGUCAUGUCAUUCUCUCCCAAGUCCCUGAUAACAUCACAGCCUCACCUUCACCAUACACAAACAUUGACGAAUCCAUCACCAACGUUGGUUGCUUUGUGGGCUUCAAUGCCAAGGAGUCCACUGACCGACAUGUCGUUUCCAUUGGUAAACUUAAAGACAUAAGGUUCAUGAGCUUAUUCAGGUUCAAGGUUUGGUGGACCACACACUGGGUUGGUUCCAAUGGUAGAGACCUAGAGAACGAGACCCAGAUGGUGAUUCUAGAAAGUUCUGAUCUGGGUCGUCCUUAUGUUCUCCUUCUUCCUCUUUUGGAAGGUCCUUUUAGAGCCUCUAUUCAACCUGGUCACGAUGAUAACUUUGAUCUUUGCGUUGAGAGUGGCUCUUCUAAGGCCUUUGGUGACUCAUUCAUAAGUGUCAUGUACAUGCAUGCUGGUGAGGACCCUUUUCGUUUGGUCAAAGAGGCGAUGAAAGUUGUGAGGGUUCACUUGGGUACUUUUAAGCUUUUGGAAGAGAAAACCCCACCUGGUAUUGUCGACAAAUUUGGUUGGUGCACUUGGGAUGCAUUCUAUCUUUCUGUGCACCCUCAAGGUGUUUUAGAAGGUGUGAAAGGUCUUGUUGAUGGUGGAUGCCCACCUGGGCUUGUGUUACUUGAUGAUGGGUGGCAAUCAAUUGGUCAUGAUUCUGAUCCAAUCACACAAGAGGGUAUGAAUCAAGCUGUUGCUGGUGAACAAAUGCCAUGUAGGCUCUUGAAGUUUCAAGAGAAUUACAAGUUUAGAGACUAUGUUAGUUCUAAAAAGUGUGACAAUCUUAAGGGUAUGGGGGCCUUUGUUAGGGACCUAAAGGAGGAGUUUAAGAGUGUGGACAAUAUUUAUGUGUGGCAUGCUUUGUGUGGUUAUUGGGGUGGGGUUAGGCCCAAUGUGCCUGGAUUGCCUAAAUCUGUGGUUGCAGAGCCCAAACUCUCACCGGGGUUGAAGUUGACCAUGGAGGAUCUGGCAGUGGAUAAGAUUGUUGACACUGGUGUGGGACUUGUCUUACCGGAGAUCGUCGAUCAAAUGUAUGAGGGGCUUCACUCACACUUGGAGGCUGUUGGUAUUGAUGGUGUUAAAGUUGAUGUUAUUCAUUUGCUGGAGAUGGUAUGUGAGAAUUAUGGUGGCAGAGUUGAGCUUGCAAAAGCAUAUUACAAAGCCCUCACUGCCUCUGUAAAGAAGCACUUCAAUGGAAAUGGUGUCAUUGCUAGCAUGGAGCACUGCAACGAUUUCAUGUUCCUCGGAACAGAGGCCAUAUGUCUUGGCCGCGUUGGGGAUGAUUUUUGGUGCACUGAUUCAUCUGGUGAUUGGCUCCAAGGGUGUCAUAUGGUGCACUGUGCUUACAAUAGCUUAUGGAUGGGCAACUUCAUUCAACCAGAUUGGGACAUGUUCCAGUCUACUCACCCAUGUGCUGCUUUCCAUGCUGCAUCUCGUGCUAUUUCUGGUGGUCCUAUUUAUGUGAGUGACACUGUUGGGAAUCACAACUUUGAAUUGCUAAAGACCCUAGUAUUGCCUGAUGGGUCCAUUUUGAGGUGUGAGUACUAUGCACUUCCAACUCGAGACUGUCUCUUUGAGAAUCCUCUCCAUGAUGGGAAGACUAUGCUGAAAAUUUGGAACCUCAACAAGUACACCGGAGUUCUUGGGGCAUUCAACUGCCAAGGAGGUGGAUGGUCUCGUGAAACUAGGAGCAACCAAUGCUUCUCCCAAUGUUCCCAUGUUUUGACCUCUCAAGCCAACCCAAAAGACAUCGAGUGGAAGAGUGGCAAGAAUCCAAUUUCCAUUGAAGGAGUACAAGUUUUUGCCUUGUACUAUAACCAAGAUAAGAAGCUAGUCCUUUCCAAGCCAUCCGAGAAUGUAGAGUUGUCUUUGGAGCCAUUCAAGUUCGAGCUCAUAACUGUGUCCCCAGUGACUGUCUUGGCUGGAACUUCUAUUGAAUUUGCUCCUAUUGGCUUGGUGAAUAUGCUCAAUACCGGUGGUGCCAUUCAGUCCUUGGCCUUCAAUGAUGAUGGCAAGUCAGUUCAAAUUGGAGUGAAGGGUACUGGAGAAAUGAGGGUGUUUGCAUCAGAGAAGCCAAUUGCUUGCAAGAUUGACGAAGAAGUUGUACCAUUUGAGUAUAAGGGGUGCAUGGUUGUUAUUCAAGUACCAUGGCCCGAUUCUUCCAAGUCAUCUAUAGUAGAGUAUUUCUUCUGAAGGGGCUGAAUUUUAUUAGCCUCCUUCAGUAUUUUUAUUAUUUCAAUGUUUUUUUUUUAGGGAUAUUUGAUGACUUCUUAGCUCCCUAAGAUAGGGGAAGUAUAAUGUCUUUUUUUAGGGAUUUGAUGACUUCUUUGCUCCAUAAGAUAGGAGAAAUUAUAAGGUCCUCACAAAUAAGAGGGAAUGUUAGAAUACCAAUUACAUUCACCAUUUCUCAGACUCUUAUUUAAGUUCAACAACCCAACUGAACUCCCAGAGUAAA